GUUGAACCUGAAACCUUUGGCCAGUGUACUUCCACUGACGGACGAGUGAUGCUGCUGUACCAAUGGUAAUGGGGUGGUAUGGCACCGGAACUGGGUCCCACGCGGCCAACCCCCACACACUCGCUAAUUACAAAACCAACACAGCACGGGCCCUCUCUGACCGCUCUCCUCCCUGCCGCUCCACCACCACCGCCGGAAUGAAGGCCGACGACGACAGCGCCCCCCCGUCGGUGCCGGCUACCAAGAUCGCUAUCCCCGCCUCCGCUGUGAGCGCGGGGGAUGCGGCGGGCCUCGGGAAGGGCCGGCGGUACAAGGUUUGGGCCUUCGCGGCCAUCGCGCUCCUCGCGCUCUGGUCCAUGUCCGCCGCCUCCGUCUCCCUCCGCUGGUCCUCCUCCGGCGACCUCGCCGCCACCGCAAGGGACUUCGAUGUGUCGCUCGGCGACGGCCUCGAUUCCCUCGAGAUGGAGGAAAGGGGGAAAUUAGUGGGCCGAAUGUGGGACAUGUACACGCGGACCAGUGAUGAGGUACGGCUUCCACGGUUCUGGCAGGAGGCGUUUGAGGCUGCAUACGAGGAACUUGCAGGUGAUGAUUUGCAGAUCCGUGAUGCAGCCAUCUCAGAGAUUUCCAGAAUGUCAGCCCACAAACUUGAGCUUGAGCAGCCAGUGAAUGAGAAUGAGGAAGGUAAUGCAGCGAGCAGCAGAGGUGGUAGGACACAGGCAAGGUAGUUUCAUAAACUUGGGCAGCCUGAGAACCUGAAGAUCUAUCGCUGAGUACAAUCAUCAGCGGCUGGGCUGGAUUUUGGAGUUUCGAUGUGUUUGAUUGGUUACUCACUGGAUUUGUACCAGCUAGGGCAGAAAGAUGCAUUUGUGGCACUGUGUAACGUUCCGUACUCGUUUAGCUUCUGUAUCAGAGGGUAAGCAAAAGCUUGCCAUUGCUGUAACGUAAGGUGAUCUUCCCAGCGAAGAUAUUCUGUAUUCUGGGGCUCCGUUCAAGACUGCCAUGCUAAGUAAAAGCAUACUGUGGUAUCUAGCAAUGCUUUACUGUUGUGGGGUUGCGAAUGAGCUCUUUUUGCUUCCAUCAAAACUGUUGUACCCUGAAAACGGCCUACACCCUCCGUACGGACAACACUUUAUA
Messenger RNA from Phragmites australis (common reed), 1134 nucleotides. RefSeq lists its product as uncharacterized. The transcript is spliced from 3 exons. Bases 63 to 725 code for a protein of 220 amino acids. The record is from RefSeq and is a predicted model, not a curated record. Lineage: Eukaryota; Viridiplantae; Streptophyta; Magnoliopsida; Poales; Poaceae.